Colletotrichum paranaense is the source of this 708-nucleotide messenger RNA. Its product is annotated as synaptobrevin. The transcript has 2 exons. The record is from RefSeq and is a predicted model, not a curated record. Gene Ontology annotation, cellular component: membrane. Gene Ontology annotation, biological process: vesicle-mediated transport. Lineage: Eukaryota; Fungi; Ascomycota; Sordariomycetes; Glomerellales; Glomerellaceae. The coding region runs from base 1 to 708 and encodes 235 amino acids.
AUGGCUUCUUCAUCGACGCCUAUCACCCCGUUGCUCUACUCGUGCAUAGCGCACAACAACACCAUCCUCAGCGAAUGCACCACAUCGGCCGUAUCGCAAACCUCUUCCCUCGCCUCCGUCAUCCUCCCCAAAAUCGAGCACAACACCCCCCAGAAGCUGACCUACACCCACGGCUCGCACCACAUCCACUACAUCGCCGAGGCGCCCUCUGAUCACCCAGACCACCCCUCCGCCGGCGGCCUCACCUUCCUCGUCAUCGCCGACGCCUCGCUGGGCCGCCGUAUCCCCUUUGGUUUCCUCUUUGAGAUCCGCCGCCGCUUCCUCGAGCAGUUCCCCGCCGAGACGACCGAUUACGCCGAGCUGCCCAACUACGGCGCCGCCAGCUACAAUGGCCAGCUCAAGAAGUUCAUGGUCGACUUCGGCACCACGAGCGGCGGCAAGGACGACGCAAUCUCCAACGUCCAGCGCGAGAUCGACGAUGUCCGGGGCAUCAUGACGCGCAAUAUCGAGGGCUUGCUCGAGAGGGGCGAGCGCAUCGACUUGCUCGUCGACAAGACGGACCGUCUCGGCGGCAGCGCGCGCGAGUUCCGCGUCCGCAGCCGCGGUCUCAAGAGAAAGAUGUGGUGGAAGAACGUCAAGCUGAUGGCGCUCCUCACGCUGGUCGUGGUGCUCAUCGUACUCGCCAUUGUGAUUGCGGUGAAGAACUAA